AUGGCAACUACCAUUUCCCACGGCGAGAAAAACUCUGGUUUCCAGGCAGGCGUAAUAAACGGCAAUAUCGGGAACAUCACGAUUGUACAAUCCGAAACGCUGAACCAAGAAUGCCUUCGUGAUUUGCGUACGACCGAUCCCCUUGAUGACAAAGAACGUAUUAAGAAUUCUAAGGGUGGGCUCCUCAAAGACGCAUACCGUUGGAUUCUAGACAACAAAGAAUUCAGACAAUGGCAAGACGGUCAGAAAGAUCGUCUCCUCUGGAUCAGGGGUGAUCCUGGUAAAGGCAAGACGAUGCUCCUAUGUGGUGUCACUGAGGAGUUGACCAGAUUAUAUGGGGAUAAUGCGAACAUAUUGUUCUUCUUCUGUCAGGCUACCGACCCACGAAUCAAUAGCGCUACGUCUGUGCUGAGGGGUUUGAUAUAUUCACUUGUCAAAAAGCAUCCAUCCCUUCUCCCCUAUGUGCGAGCCCGGUAUGAUCAUGCUGGAAAGGCUCUCUUUGAGGAUGUUAAUGCAUGGAAUGUACUGUCGACGAUCUUCAAGGAUAUGCUAAAAGACCCGACCUUACAAAUGACUUAUCUGAUGAUCGAUGCUCUAGAUGAGUGCAUAAAUGGGCUUGAUUCCCUUCUGGACUUAAUUAUCCAGGAGUCAUCAGCCAAUCUACAAAUAAAGUGGGUUGUGUCCAGCCGUAACUGGCCUGAAAUCACUGAGCGACUUCAUAUUGUAACUCAGCUAGCUCCGGUCUCAUUAGAGCUGAACGAGGUGUCUGUGUCCGAAGCAGUGAACCAGUUUAUUCAGCAUAAAGUCCAAGAAUUAGCGAAAGCUAAGAAGUACAGCAAUAAAACUCGUGAUGCUGUUCAACGCUAUCUGUUAUCAAACUCACAAGGUACCUUCCUAUGGGUAGCCUUGGUGUGUCAGAACCUUGAAAAGAUACGAAUAAAUGUGCUCAAGAAACUAGAGUCAUUUCCUCCUGGGUUGAAUACUCUAUAUAGACGAAUGAUUGACCAGGUUCGCGAAUCAGAAGAUGCUGAGCUCUGCAAGGAGAUAUUGGCAAUUAUGUCGACGGUCUUUCGGCCUAUCACGCUACACGAACUGACUUCACUCAUCGAACUACCGGGUGAUGGCGACGAUGACCACAUUCCCCUUGAGGAGAUUAUUGCGAUCUGUGGAUCAUUUCUAACGCUACGGGAACACACCGUCGUGUUCGUCCAUCAAUCCGCAAAGGAAUUCUUACUCAAGGAAGCACUCAGUGAGAUACUUCCUGGAGGUAUAGAAGCACAACACAACAUGAUAUGUGCACGAUCUCUCGACGUUAUUUUCAAGACACUUCAACGUGAUCUGUUCAAGAUCAAAUUACCUGGACUCCCCGCGAAGGAUAUCUGCAAACCUAGCCCAAAUCCACUAGCAGCGGCAGAAUACGCGUGUGUCUUUUGGGUAGACCAUCUUCAAGGGAGUAAGCGGAAUAAAUCAUAUGACCUUGGCCUCAAUGAUAGAGGUCCCGUGGACGUAUUUUUACAGCAGAAAUACCUUCACUGGCUCGAGGCCCUUAGUGUAUUAGGGAGCGUUUCAAAUGGUAUCCGAGCGAUGCAAAAGCUCGAGGUGUUGGUUCAGAGCGUGUCCACUCUUGAGGGGCAUAGUGUGGAGGUCUUUUGUAUUACCUGGUCGCCAGAUGGAAGGCAACUGACAUCAGUGUCCUGGGAUACAACAGUCAAGGUCUGGGAUAUAGCUACUAGCCAGAGUAUGUCUACUCUCGAGGGGCCUACUGAUAUGAUCUUCUCGAUUGUCUGGUCGCCAGAUAGAAGAUAUAUUGCAUCAUCGUCCAAUGAUAGGAUAGUCAUAAUUUGGGAUCCAGCCACUGGCCAGAGGGUGUCUACUCUAAAGGGGCAUAGUAAUUGGGUUAACUCUAUUGCCUGGUCACCAGAUGGAAGCCUACUCGCAUCAGCAUCCAGUGAUAGGACAGUCAGGGUCUGGGAUCCGGCCACCAGCCAGAGUUUGUCUACUCUUAGGGGGCAUAGUGAUUCGGUCAACUUGAUUGCCUGGUCACCCGAUGGAACACGACUCGCAUCAGCGUCUAAUGAUAACACAGUCGGAAUUUGGGAUCCGGCUACUGGUCAAAGCAUGUCCUCUCUCAGGGGGCAUAGUGAUUCGGUCAACUUGAUUGCCUGGUCACCCGAUGGAACACGACUCGCAUCAGCGUCUAAUGAUAACACAGUCGGAAUUUGGGAUCCGGCUACUGGUCAAAGCAUGUCCUCUCUCAGGGGGCAUAGUGAUUCGGUCAACUCGAUUGCCUGGUCGCCAGAUGGGAGGCGUCUUGCAUCAGCGUCUGAUGAUGGGAUUGUGAAGAUCUGGGAUCCAGCCACUGGCCAGAGUGCAUCCACUCUUGAUGGACAUAGUGCGAAGGUCUUCUCAAUUGCUUGGUCUCCAGAUGGUCGUCUACUCGCAUCAGCAUCUGGUGAUAUGACAGUCAGGGUCUGGGAUCCAGUCACCAGCCAGAGUGUGUCCACUCGUGAGGGGCCUAGUCAUGGGAUUAAGUUGAUUGCCUGGUCACCCGAUGGAACACAGCUUGCAUCAACUUCUAAUGAUAACACAGUCAGGAUCUGGGAUCCGGCUAAUGGCAAAGGUACAUUAACUCUUGAGGGGCAUAGUUGUGGCAUUAACUCCAUUGCCUGGUCACCAGAUGGAGCACGACUCGCAUCAACGUCUAAUGAUAACACUGUCAGAAUCUGGGAUCCUGCCACUGCUCAGAGCGUGUCCACUCUUGAGGGACAUAGUGCAGAGGUAUUCCAGAUUGUCUGGUCGCCAGAUGGAACACAACUUGCAUCAACUUCUAAUGAUAACACAGUCAGGAUCUGGGAUCCAGCCACUGGCCAGAGUAUAUCUACUCUUAAGGUGGAUAGUUAUUAUAUCAGCUCGAUUGCCUGGUCACCAGAUGGAAGCCUACUCGCAACAGCGUCUGUUUAUAUGACAGUCCAGGUCUGGGAUCCUGUCACCAACCUGAGUGUGUCUACUCGUGAUGGGCAUAGUCUUGGCAUUACCUCCAUUGCCUGGUCGCCCGAUGGAAUACGACUUGCAUCGGCAUCUAAUGAUUACACAGUCGGGAUCUGGGAUUCGACUACUGGCCAGAGCAUAUUAAAUCUUGAGGGGCAUAGUCGUGCCAUUAAAGCCAUUGCCUGGUCACCAGAUGGAACACGACUCGCAUCAGCGUCUCAUGAUAACACUGUCAGAAUCUGGGAUCCAGCCACUGGCCAGAGCAUGUCAACUCUCUAUAUUACUUCCCGUGGCUUCCUCGACUUCGAUAAAUUUAAUCCCAACCAUCUUCACACGAGUCUGGACAAUAUGGAUAUGGUUUGA
Molecule: messenger RNA, 3351 nt
Organism: Penicillium cosmopolitanum
Lineage: Eukaryota; Fungi; Ascomycota; Eurotiomycetes; Eurotiales; Aspergillaceae
Exons: 4
Coding region: 1-3351 (1116 amino acids)
Molecular function (GO): protein binding
Source: RefSeq, a predicted model, not a curated record